CAACAACAACAACAACAACAACAACAACAACAACAACAGCAACAACAACAACAACAACAGCAACAACAACAACAACAACAACAACAACAACAACAACAACAACAACAACAACAACAACAACAACAACAACAACAACAACAACAACAACAACAACAACAACAACAACAACAACAACAACAACAACAACAACAACAACAACAACAACAACAACAACAACAACAACAACAACAACAACAACAACAACAACAACAACAACAACAACAACAACAACAACAACAACAACAACAACAACAACAACAACAACAACAACAACAACAACAACAACAACAACAACAACAACAACAACAACAACAACAACAACAACAACAACAACAACAACAACAACAACAACAACAACAACAACAACAACAACAACAACAACAACAACAACAACAACAACAACAACAACAACAACAACAACAACAACAACAACAACAACAACAACAACAACAACAACAACAACAACAACAACAACAACAACAACAACAACAACAACAACAACAACAA
Messenger RNA from Sycon ciliatum, 546 nucleotides. Its product is annotated as UPF0746 protein DDB_G0281095-like. The transcript has a single exon. Lineage: Eukaryota; Metazoa; Porifera; Calcarea; Leucosolenida; Sycettidae. The annotation marks the transcript as partial. The record is from RefSeq and is a predicted model, not a curated record.